This is a messenger RNA of Podarcis raffonei (Aeolian wall lizard), 3219 nucleotides long. RefSeq names its product zinc finger protein 436-like. Gene Ontology annotation, molecular function: RNA polymerase II cis-regulatory region sequence-specific DNA binding; DNA-binding transcription factor activity, RNA polymerase II-specific. Lineage: Eukaryota; Metazoa; Chordata; Lepidosauria; Squamata; Lacertidae. The record is from RefSeq and is a predicted model, not a curated record. The coding region runs from base 521 to 2494 and encodes 657 amino acids. The transcript is spliced from 6 exons. Gene Ontology annotation, biological process: regulation of transcription by RNA polymerase II.
CCUCUGUCGUCCCCUUCUCCUUGUGCCCUCCAUCUUUCCCAACAUCAGGGUCUUUUCCAGGGAGUCUUCUCUUCUCAUGAGGUGGCCAAAGUAUUGGAGCCUCAGCUUCAGGAUCUGUCCUUCCAGUGAGCACUCAGGGCUGAUUUCCUUAAGAAUGGAGAGGUUUGAUCUUCUUGCAGUCCAUGGGACUCUCAAGAGUCUCCUCCAGCACCAUAAUUCAAAAGCAUCAAUUCUUCGGCGAUCAGCCUUCUUUAUGGUCCAGCUCUCACUUCCAUACAUCACUACUGGGAAAACCAUGGCUUUAACUAUACGGACCUUUGUUGGCAAGGAGAAGCUCUGGCAGAUUGCAGGGAGCGGCCAGUUUUUUGCUCCGAAAGCCUCUUCUUGAAACAAGGAAGAUGUAUUAGCCUUUGCGGGGCUAAGCAGGGCGGCCGUCACUCAAUUCAGGAGCAGCUGUGGACGAAAGUGGCCUUGGACCAACUCUGAGCAAAGAGACCCUUCCUCCGAGUACAAAUUGGAGAUGGAAGAGGAUGAUUCAGCUGGGACCAAAGCCCAAAGAGACCGCCAGGCCGGGGGCAGUGGGGCCUUCUGGGAAAAAACAGUGUGCAAGCUCCUGAGCGAGGCCUACAGCAGCUCAGACGAACAGCAAUGGCACUUUCACCAGUUCUGCUACCAGGAAGCUGAGGGGCCCCGGGAGGUUUGCAGCCGACUCCACCAUCUUUGCCAUCAGUGGCUGAAGCCAGAAAAGCACACCAAAGCUCAAAUGCUGGACCUGGUGGUCCUGGAGAAGUUCCUGGCUGUCCUCCCCCCGGAGAUGGAGAGCUGGGUGAGGGAGUGCGGAGCGGAGACCUGUUCCCAGGCGGUGGCCCUGGCCGAAGGUUUCCUCAUGAGCCAAGAGGCAGAGCAACGGGAGCUGUUAGCAGGAGGAGCCACAGAGGGAGAGGGAGCUGCAAUGGGCACCAGACUUGGGCUGUUACCAUUUAACGGCGCACCGCCAGUCGCCGAAACCUUAUUGGGUGGCAGAACCACCAGGGAGAUGUCAAUUAGGCCUUCUUAUUGUGAUGGAGUGGAAACAGUUGCUUCGCAGUCACUUGAUCAGGACCCAGUGCCCUUUGAGGCGGUGGCUGUACAUUUCACAGAGGAGGAGUGGGCUCUAUUGGAUCCGAGCCAGAGGGCUCUGCACAGAGAAGUCAUGGAGGAGAACUACUGGAACCUGGCUUCUCUGGGUUAUGGAAGUUGGAACGAGAAGGAGCUUGAACAGCAGAGGAGGAAACCCGAGGCAAGACAGAAGCUGAGGGAGAAAUCUUUCAUUUCUGAAGACGCGGACGUGUGUGAAAUUCCAAAGCUAAAAGAUGAAUGCGACACAGCGAAAAACACAAGGAACACCUCCCCUCAACACGCAACGAUUGCAAGCGAGAUACUGAGUCUUAGCGCAUCUCAAAGAGUGCAAAUAGCCGAGCAGCCGUACAAAUGCUCAGUGUGUGGGAAGAGCUUCAGUCAGAGCAGCAGCCUUACUGAUCAUCAGAGAAUCCACACAGGGGAGAAACCAUUUAAAUGUUUCUCCCCUGAAAAGGGUUUCUGCGACAGCGAGGACCUUCUUUAUCAUCAGACAUUCCAAACCGACGAGAAGCCAUAUAGAUGUUUGGAGUGUGGAAAGAGCUUCAAGCGGAAGACGCACGUCACAGACCAUCAGAGGACCCACACGGGAGAAAAACCGUUUUCGUGCUCAGAGUGUGGGAAGAGCUUCAGUCAUAGCACCGGCCUUACUUAUCACCGAAGAACCCACACGGGCGAGAAACCAUACAAAUGCUCAGAGUGCGGGAAGAACUUCAAUUGUAGCCAAACCCUUGCUUUGCACCACAGAAUCCACACUGGGGAGAAACCGUACAAAUGUCCCGAGUGCGGGAAGAGCUUCAGCCAGAAGAUACACGUGAUAAAUCAUCAAAGAACCCACACGGGCGAAAAACCAUUUACAUGCUCUGAGUGUGGAAAGAGCUUCACCUACAGCACCGGUCUUACCCACCAUCAAAGAACCCACACAGGCGAGAGACCCUAUAAAUGCUCGGAGUGCGGGAAAAGCUUCAGUUGCAGCCAAACCCUCGCUAUACACCUCAGAAUCCACACCGGAGAGAAACCGUACAAAUGCCCAGAGUGUGGGAAAAGCUUCAGCCAGAAGAUUCACGUUACAAGCCACCAAAGAACCCACACGGGAGAGAAGCCAUAUGAAUGUUCCAAGUGUGGCAAGAGCUUCAGUCAGUGGACAACCCUUACUAGACACGAAAGAAUACACACAGGGGAGAAACCAUACAAAUGCUCAGAGUGUGAAAGGACCUUCAGUCACAGCAAUAGCCUUACUUAUCAUCAGAGAACCCACAACGAAGUGAAACCGCCCGUUGCUCUGGUUGCUUUUGCCUCUGGCCCCAUGACACCCCUGCCGGAAGGCUGCCCUGGAGGGGAUAUGACCCUCUGGCUGGAAAACAUGUCCCACCCUUGACGCAAAUGUUCAAAACGUGUGGAAAGAUCUCCACUUGAGAGCACCGGUUUCUUGUACCGUAGAAUCCACUGAAGAGUAGAAGCCAUUUGAAAACCGGGUGGAAAUGGUUCUUUCCCAAAGUAAAGAAUUCACUACAAAACAGACGGAUGCUUUGGAUCCUAGAAAUGUUUGCAGUUGAGAAGGGACUUGAGAGGGGUUGCCCAAAUUUCAUUUCAGAUGAUUCACAUCCAAACAACAUCAUAUACAUAUAUAUAUAUAUAUAAAUAUGCCAUCAUCCUCUACCAUCUUCCCUCUAGAAGAGUCCCAGGAGAGAGGGAGGGAGGAGAAGACCUCAAGACCAGCUUCUUCUGCAUUUGAUGGACCCCAGGGAAGGAUCCUGGUGACUUACGAUAUGUUUACAGUGAUACCUCGGGUUAAGAACUUAAUUCGUUCCGGAGGUCUGUUCUUAACCUGAAACUGUUCUUAACCUGAAGCACCACUUUAGCUAAUGGGGCCUCCUACUGCCGCCGCCACACAAUUUCUGUUCUCAUCCUGAAGCAAAGUUCUUAACCCGAGGUACUAUUUCUGGGUUAGCGGAGUCUGUAACCUGAAGCGUCUGUAACCCGAGGUGCCACUGUAUAUUGUUUGCUGCGGGUUUUCUUUUUAAAAAUGUAUUUUGAUGUUAUUUGUAAGCUGCUUUGCAUACAGAGAGAUAUGGCGUAUAAAUAACUGUAGUAAUAAGUGAA